Messenger RNA from Hydractinia symbiolongicarpus, 651 nucleotides. Its product is annotated as 60S ribosomal protein L24-like. Gene Ontology annotation, molecular function: mRNA binding; structural constituent of ribosome. The transcript is spliced from 5 exons. Gene Ontology annotation, biological process: cytoplasmic translation. NCBI's taxonomy places the organism in Eukaryota, Metazoa, Cnidaria, Hydrozoa, Anthoathecata, Hydractiniidae. The record is from RefSeq and is a predicted model, not a curated record. Gene Ontology annotation, cellular component: cytosolic large ribosomal subunit. Bases 135 to 605 code for a protein of 156 amino acids.
UUUUGUUUUGAAAAUGUUUGUUCUGUAAAAUAUAUACCAAACCGAAUGAGAUUUUACGUCACUCACCCAAUAUGGUUUCUUUUUAAAAUUCCGCAGGCAAAUUCAACGCAGUGGAUAAGUAGAGCAAAGCCACAAUGAAGCUCGAGCUCUGCAACUUCAGUGGAUAUAAAAUAUAUCCUGGCCACGGAAAGCGCUUCAUCAGAAUUGAUGGCAAGCUUUUCAAUUUCUUGAAUAAAAAAAGUGAGCGAUCGUUUUUGAUGAAACGAAACCCUCGUAAAAUUUCUUGGACCGUAUUAUACAGAAAGAAACACAAGAAAGGCACACAGGAAGAAGUUUCUAAAAAAAGAACAAGAAGAAAUGUUAAAUUUCAACGUGCUAUUCAAGGUGCAUCAUUAGAAGCUAUUAUGGCAAAAAGAAAUCAAAAACCUGAAGUAAGGGAAGCACAGAGAAACCAGGCUAUAAAAGCUGCAAAAGAUAAAGCUAAAGCUAAGAAAGCAGAAAAAAGAUCUGUUAAGAAAGCUGCACCAGCCGGCAAGAAGCAACCAAUGCAAAAAGCGGCGAAAAACGUUGGAAAGGGUGUUGGAAGAGUUGGUGGUAAAAGAUGAUUUUCUGUAUUAUCUUAAUGUAAAUACAAAAAUCCUGCGAAUAAAA